GUUAAAUGACACGGACGCUGGCGCGGAGCAGCCCGGCCUGUGAUUGGCCCACGCCGCACUCCCUGCACCCACCCAGCCGAUCACGACCCCCUAGCCAUGCAACACCCAAAAUGUAGAUAAGACACGCACGACCGCCACCCCCCCCAGCAGCAGCCGCCGGCACCAUGCCUCGCUUCUCCGUGCGCAACGUCGUCGUCGCCGUCAACCUCGCCCUCCUGGUCCUCCUCGCCCUGCACCUCAAACAAGUCCUCUGGGACCCGGACACGCCGUUCCCAGACCUCUUUGCCAGCGACGACGACGGCUACGGCGGCGGCAAUGCACACGAUCUCGAUGCGGAGCGCGGGCUCGACGGCGUGCGCACAGACAACGAGUGGCGCUCCAAAGACGGCAAGACCCUGCAGGUCAACGGCGGGUCGACGAGCAGCAGCGUGCUGGACGCAAAGGGGCGGGCGAAGGAGAGGAAGACGGCGGUGGUGGUAGCCAGCCAGGCGGGCGAGGACGCGGCGUGGAUUGGCGCUGCGUUUCCCGGGUGGACGACGCACGUGUACCGUGUUGAUGAGCCCGGGGCGAAGCUCACAGUGCCGAAGAAUAAGGGCCGCGAGAGCAUGGUGUAUCUGACCUACAUCAUCGACCACUACGACAAACUCCCCGACAACAUCCUCUUCCUCCACCCCACCCGCUUCCAGUGGCACAACGACGACCCCGACUACGACGGCCUGCCCAUGCUGCGCCGCCUGCAACUCCCCCUCCUCGAAGCCCAGGGCUACCUCAACCUGCGCUGCGCCUGGCAGCUCGGGUGCCCCGCCGAGAUCAAGCCGCUGGCCGAAGAAGGCGAGCACCGCGCCGCCAUCCACGCCGGCGGCGACUACAAAGCCGCCUUCGAAGUGCUGUUCCCGGAGCGCCCGGUGCCGCGCGAGGUGGGCGUGAGCUGCUGUGCGCAGUUUGGCGCGACGCGCGAGAAGAUCCGGGCGCGGCCGCUGGCGGAUUAUGUAAGGUUUCGCGCGUGGUUGCUGGAUACGCCGCUCGCGGACAGUAUCAGUGGAAGGAUUUUCGAGUACUCGUGGCACAUGGUGUUUGGUAAGGAGCCCGUGCACUGCCCCAGCGCGAAGGAGUGCUAUUGCAGAGUCUUCGGACUGUGCGACUUGGAUUGCAGGGAGGAGGGGAGCUGUGAGGGAAGGUAUAUUCUGCCGCCCUUUUCGAGUCUGCCCCAGGGGUGGCCGCUAGUGGGGUGGAAGGGUGAGCCGAGGAAGAGGAUGGGGAGUGAGGGGUGAGAGGGCGGGUUCGUUGCAUGAUCGUUGGGUGCGAAGGUGGCUGCUUGUUGGCUGGAAGCCCGAGCCAAGAGGAUGAACGGCGAAGAAUGAUCGAGCCGGUUUCUUACUUCGCAGCGUUCUUACUUCUCAGGCAUGUCGCCGUCGGGUACGAAACCCUUCGCAGUCUGCAAUAGGGAUGGCCUCGUUGGCCAGGAAGGCGAGCUAAGGCGAAGGAUGGGCGGCAAGAGUGAUCUCUGGAUUUCCUACUUCUCAAGCGUCCCUCCGUUGGACACGUCUCACG
Messenger RNA from Boeremia exigua, 1551 nucleotides. RefSeq lists its product as uncharacterized. Bases 165 to 1271 code for a protein of 368 amino acids. The record is from RefSeq and is a predicted model, not a curated record. Lineage: Eukaryota; Fungi; Ascomycota; Dothideomycetes; Pleosporales; Didymellaceae. The transcript has 3 exons.